CUCCUCCCCGGGACCUGACGGGCGCCUCCUCAGACCUCCUUCCGGGCCCUCGAGGCCCGCCUCUCACAGCAGUUUCGCUUCUGAGUUUGAGGCCGGCGACCCGCUCGGCGGGGCCUCGGGAGGCGGCGGCAAGCGUGUGGCGGUUGGCGGUGGGCGAGGGUGGUGGGCACGGGUGUGUGGCGGAGGGCCGAGACGCACGCGUGUGCGCGGGGGAGUGUGUGAGGGGCUUCUGUGUGCGGAGCGCUCGCCGCCGGAACCCUGCCGACCGUCGGGGCUGCUGUUGGGCUUCCUCCGCCCGCGGAGUCCCCGCCGGGCCCGGGAGGGGAGCGCCCGGUGCGCGCCCGCCGAGAAGGCACCUGCCAGGGAAGAGAGGUCUCCAGAGGAAAUCCUCGGUGACUGCGAGGUGACUGCGAGAGACGUUAUCGGAUGCUAGUAGCCCAUCUCGCAACUUGAGCCGAAGCCCUGUUUUUAGCUCCCAUAGUGGAACUGUCAGGAAAAGCCAUGGCCUCAGCCAGCAAGAUGAAGGAGGAAGCCACGUGUGCCAUCUGCCUGUCCCUAAUGUCUGAGCCGAUGAGCAUCAGCUGUGGACACAGCUACUGCAAACUGUGCAUCGUCAGCUUCCUUGAGAAGCAGGAAACAUCGGUAAAUAUGGUCGCCUGUCCCCACUGCCGGGCUCCAUUUCAUUUGACCAGCCUCCGGCCCAACAAGCAGCUGGGAAGUCUCAUUGAAGUCAUCAAGGAGAUGGAGCAUGAGAUGUCGUGUGAGGAACACGGAGAGCACCUCCACCUAUUCUGCGAAGACGAGAGCCAGCUCAUCUGCUGGCGCUGUGAGCGGUCACCACAGCACAAAGGGCACCACACGGCUCUCAUCGAGGACGUAUGCCAAGACUACAAGACUUUAUUCACCCAAUUUUUCCUUCAGGAAAAGCUUCAGAACGCUGUGACAAAUUUGAGGCAACUAGAAGAGGAAUGUAUGAAACUGAAGGUGUUCACAACAAAGCAAAUAAGCGAAUGGAAUGAGAAGACAGACAUUCAGAAACAAAAAAUCCAGUCUGACUUUAAGGAUCUUCAGAGAUUCCUACAAGAAGAGGAGAAGUCUCAUCUGUGGAGACUGGAGAAAGAGAAAGAGCAGACUCUAAAGAGACUGAGAGAUGAUGAGGCCACUCUGGAACAGAAGAGCCAAGAACUCAAGAGUCACAUCCUGGAACUAGAGGAGAAAUGUCAGGGCUCAGCCCAGAAGUUGCUGCAGGAUGUGAAAGACACUUUGCGCAGGAGUUGGGCUGUGACGUUGGAAAGACCAGAGGCCCACUCUUUGGAGCUUGAUACUGUGUGCAGUGUUUCUGAGCUUUAUUUUGAUGUGAAGAAAAUGUUAAGGAGCUAUCAAGUCAGUGUGACUCUGGAUCCAGAUACAGCUCAUCGUGAGCUAAUUCUGUCUGAGGAUCGGAGACAAGUGACUCGUGGAUGCCUCCAGGAUAAUCUGGACAACUCUUCUAAGAGAUUUAGGAUCUUACCCUGUAUUCUGGGCUGUGAAGGCUUCACUUCAGGAAGACAUUACUUUGAGGUGGAUGUGGGAGAAGGAACUGGGUGGGACUUAGGAGUCUGUCUGGACAAUGUUCAGAGGGACGUUGGUCUGACACAGAAGCCUCAGUCUGGGUUCUGGGCCAUUAGACUAUGCAAAAAGAAAGGCUACUUAGCACUUACCUCUCCCGUAACUUCCCUUUAUCUGAGGGAGCAGCCCCUGGUUGUGGGGAUUUUUCUGGACUGUGAUACCGGAGUUGUAUCCUUCUACAACAUGACCACUGGAUCCCACAUCUUUACCUUCCCAGAGGCCUCCUUCUCUGAUACUAUCCGGCCCUAUUUCCGGGUUUAUCAACAUUCUCCUUUGUUCUUGCCUCCCCCAGACCAGUAAGGAAAGAAGUAAAAUCUCAUUCUUGGUUUAACUAGCAUAGAAAAUAUGUCAGUCCUGUGAGGGCAGAAAUUUGGUCUGUUUUCUUCACUUCUUGUGCUCAGAACAGUGCUGGGCUUUUAGUGGCUACUUAAUAAUUCUGCUUUGAAUGAAUGGAUAGAACAACUGCAAAAAUACCACAGAUGGUCAGCCUGAGCUGGGGAAAGCCAGAUAAUAGCAAUGAUCAUGCAUUGUCUUCCAGAUCCCCCCCUCAGUGGAUUCAGAGCUUUGAUUUCCAAGAGUCUUUGGGUGACCUGCAGGGUGACCCAGAGGUCAGGAGGUCUGAGUUCUCCCAGUUUGUUUGAUGCCAUAGGAACUCAUGGGUGGGGGAUGAGGCAAAGCUGCAAUUGUCUCUGCCAACUGCAAGAAGGAGCAGGAGAACCAACAUAGUGACUCUUCUAACCACUGACAUUUGAUUAUUCAUCUGAGCCAUAGCCCUGGAUGAUGCAGUGAGUGCAGAUGCCUUCCAGACCUAGUGAGCUCUGCCUGGGCAAUAACACGUAAAGUAUGAAAGAAGAGCUAAAAUUGGCUUACAGUGAUAUGUUUCAAAUGGGAAGGAGAUUCAGAAUAAAAACAAAUUUUCUUGCGGGACUCAGUACUGGAAAAGAAGUUGAUAUGUUCCAGACUGUGCUAAGCCAGCUAUCUUGAAAUAGCUAAAGAUCUCAGCAAAUGGUUACCACUGGCAUGAUUGUUGGCAGACUUUGUUAUGAUUCUUGUAUGGUCAAAGAGACUUUAGCUAUACCUGGGUCUAUUUUGAAGAAAACAUUCCAUGUCAAACCUAAAUUAUCAUGGCUGAGUUGACUAAUGGCAAGAUCAUAGUGAAGUCAGCCAAGCCACAAACAACAUAGAUGAUGCAGGUGUGAUGCCUGGGGCUUGAGAUCCUAGGGAUGGUAGAAGUAUGGCUAAAAGGGAGCUGGCAAAUUUGGGGAGAUGCCAUACCAGCAAUGGACUCUGGAUUUCCGGGACUUUCUACAUUUUCUGGACUGUCUACAUGGGAGAGACAUGAACUUGCUUCAGCCACUAUCAUGUUGGGUCUUCUAGUCAAUGGAACUUAAUCUAAUCUACCAGGGCACAGUGAGUUGCUGUUCCUUUAAAAAAAAAAAAAAAAGUAGCCAUAAAAUCAUCUACUCUUUACAUGUUUUGUUUCCAUGUAUUUAAUUGGAAUUCUGUAACUUUCUGAAUUUCAUUUGUAUGUAUGAGUUUGUUUAGAUUUUCAUUCCCCUUCUUGGGUCAGUCAGGUCAUUCAAUUUCUUUUAAAAAGCAGUUUAUCAAAGUUUUCAAAUGUAUUUGCACAUAAUUCUUCAAAUUACUCUCAAAACUAUUAUUUCCUGUAUAUGCUCUUUCAGGUUUCCAUUUUAUUUCCUGUUUUCUUUUUUAAAAACCUUUAUUAGAGUAGCUAAUGCUUUGUUUAAUAUAGUAGCAUUUCUUCCUGGUAAGGACUAGCAAAACCUAUUUUUUGUUCUCUAACUUGCCUGAACCCCAUCAGUUUCUCAUUUUAUCUUUAUUAUCCUUAUUGUUUCCAAAGGUUAAUUUUGUUAAUCAAAGAAAAAAAAUUUUUUUAGUUGAAUGUUUAUCAUCAUUCUUUCUUGUUCAGCAAUCUGAGUGUUUAAGGGUAUAGACUUUUCUCUGAGCAGGGUACUCGGUUCUAGGCCCGGUCAACAUUAGGAGGCCACUCCUCCCUGGGCAAGACCACAUUCCAAGCUGUAGGAUGGAGAAAGGGACACAGAAGUAGAACAAAGGGCCUGCAGCUAACAGCUGAUUUUUAUGUAGCUUCCGAAAACCUACCAUACGGCUUCCUACUUGCACUGCAUUAGCCAGAACCAGUGGGCAGAGGCUGUGUGCGGUACCCUGUAUGUAUUUAGCCAGAAAAGAAGAGGGCCCCCCGGUACCCCUUCCUCAGACCUUCUAGACGACCUCUCCCACUGCAGUUGCUUGCAAGGUCAGGUAUGUGUGGUCUGUGGCGCUGCACCAGAGGACCGGAGACCGAGCACCGCAGGAAGGAGAGGACAGCAGCUGAGGGAGCUGGAGGCAUGAAAAUGAUCAACCGACCCAGAGUCUGUGCUGGGGUAAAACCCAACCUCCUCACCAUGGCCUAGAAGGCAAAUUCUGGCCUCACAGGCCUUGCCUUCUGGAUUAAUAAUUACUUUUCCUACCUCUGACCUUCCACAAAUAAUGGUCUUCUCUUUGGUCCCAGACAGGGCCAAGGUUGUUUUGGCCCAAGGGCUUUUGAGCAUGCUGUGUUCUAGGUUCAGAACGGCCUUUUCAUGGCUGCUUUUCCUGACGCUGGGUGAGCUCAUUCCGAUCGCCCGCUGUGCAGACAAGAAUUGGGGGGCAGUUCACAUCCCAGGAGGGAAACUUCAAUCAAAGAGGGAAUGGGGUGGAUGGAUAAAGUCUCCAACCCAAAUGACCUGCAGAGGAACAAUUCUGGGACGACUUCUACAUGUUGCCUCAAAGGACAUCCAGUGAAAUGGAACCCAAGUGCUCACAGCGGUAAUCAAGCCAGGAAUGCAUCUGCCACUGCCUUUUCCACCUUCCCGGCCUCAUGUCCGUGUUCCAGCAUGCCUGCAUUCUGGGGUUCCAUUCUAGUAACCGCCUGCACCCACUUCCAGGUCUGAGCUCAACUUUUUAGAGCAAGCACCACCACCUCCCUCUCUCUUGUCCUCUUUCUAUAAAUAAAUACAGAAAUGGAUAUAGAUAUCAAAUGAUUAAAUUCACAGACAUUUAUUGUGGAAUACUGUAAAAUAUAGUAAAUUAUACUCCCAGUUCUAAGGAACAAACACUCCUACUAUGGUGGUAAAUCACCUUCCCCAUAUGUAUGUUACAUCUUGCAUGUUUUUCUCAGCGGGAACUCUUCCCCAUGGCAUUAAAAAUUAUCUUAAUA
Zalophus californianus (California sea lion) is the source of this 4825-nucleotide messenger RNA. RefSeq names its product tripartite motif containing 38 (gene TRIM38). The transcript is spliced from 7 exons. Bases 502 to 1908 code for a protein of 468 amino acids. NCBI's taxonomy places the organism in Eukaryota, Metazoa, Chordata, Mammalia, Carnivora, Otariidae. Gene Ontology annotation, molecular function: protein binding; zinc ion binding. The record is from RefSeq and is a predicted model, not a curated record.